UGAUCCCGUAACAUCUACGUGUAGACCACGACUAGAAACAGGGUGAGAUCGUGGGGGCUCCGGUAAGCGAGAGGUACAGUACAAUACCUGCAGCCAAAACGGGGGAUCGGCGUAUUACCAGCUACGUGCUAUGAUAUCAUUCACACUUGUCUCUUGAUCCCUCUUUAGCCCCGCUUUCACGAUGACUGCCACUGCCUCAUCAAAACAACCGCCGAGUCGUGUAGGACAAGAAGUUACACACCUCAGGAACAAAAAUACACUAGCAAUCGCGAUGCUCUCCUUAUCAGCCGCCCUCAUCGCCCUCGCCGCCGGCCUGGUUCUCCGAACAGGCUCCAACCCUUCAUCUCACGGCGUGGCUGGGGCUUCACUGGCAGUCCCGCCUCUGGCGCAGGUGAUCGACCAGAGAAGCUUCAAUGUGCUACCGACAGUGCUCCCUCCUGCGCAAUCCAAUGGCACGACUCCAUUUAUCCCGCCCGGCAUAGAUAAAGACUCGCUAUAUGCCAAGCCCUUCCACAUCUACGACAACGAGUUCUAUACCGUGAUCGGGUCCAAUCCGACCCUGGCACUGAUUGCCAAGUCCGACAAGGAUCCUCUGUUUCACGAGGCUGUGGUUUGGUAUAAACCUACAGAUGAAGUAUUCUUCGUGCAGAAUGCCGGAGCCAACGAUGCCGGCACCGGCCUCAACAAGUCGGCCAUCAUCCAGAAGAUCUCCCUAGCUGAGGCCGCCAAAGUCUCCAGCGUUGGGAACGCCACGGGGAGGGUGACGGUUACGACUGUCCCUUCAAAUCCAAUGAUUGUUAAUCCAAAUGGCGCUACCAACUACCGCGGCCAACUCCUCUUCGCCGGAGAAGGUCAAGGCGACGACAUCCCCUCCGCACUAUACAUCAUGAACCCCCGCGAGCCGUACAACACGACGGUACUUGUAAACAACUACUUCGGCCGUCAAUUUAGCUCGCUGAAUGAUAUUGGUAUCAACCCGCGAAACAAAGAUGUCUAUUUCACAGAUACACUCUACGGCUAUCUGCAGGAUUUCCGGCCCGCCCCUGGACUCCGCAACCAGGUGUACCGUCUAAAUGACAAGACUGGCGCAGUCACUGUUGUGGCUGACGGCUUUACACUCCCCAACGGUAUUGGCUUCUCGCCCGACGGACGGCAUGUGUAUAUCACCGAUACGGGUAUCAACCACGGGUUAUUUGGAUUCAACUAUUCAGACCCAGCCACCAUUUAUCGAUUCGACGUGAAGGAAGAUGGCACAUUCGAGAACCGCAAAACGUUUGCCUUCGUAGACGCUGGUGUCCCAGACGGUGUCAAGUGUGACUCCGACGGAAAUGUCUAUGCGGGCUGCGGUGAUGGCGUGCAAGUCUGGAAUCCAUCCGGCAAGCUCAUUGGCAAGAUUUACCUAGGCGGUACGUCGGCCAACUUCCAGUUCGCCGGCGACGGACGCAUGGUCAUCUGUGCUGAGACGGAGUUGUAUUAUGCGACGUUGGCCGCUUCCGGGGCUGUUGUUGAGGACCAGAUGUAAAGGCGAGCCAGCUCCGGCUCCGAAGCCCACAUGCUUCCAGGAGAUGGUAACGAUAUUUGGGUGAUUUGUUAUUCCAAAUCCAGAUACUAUAAACAUUAUUAAUU
Molecule: messenger RNA, 1626 nt
Organism: Phialemonium atrogriseum
Lineage: Eukaryota; Fungi; Ascomycota; Sordariomycetes; Cephalothecales; Cephalothecaceae
Product: putative evolved d-pantonohydrolase protein
Exons: 8
Coding region: 182-1522 (446 amino acids)
Source: RefSeq, a predicted model, not a curated record